Messenger RNA from Nothoprocta perdicaria, 2874 nucleotides. It is a transcript of the gene CTNNAL1, whose product is annotated as catenin alpha like 1. The coding region runs from base 206 to 2230 and encodes 674 amino acids. The record is from RefSeq and is a predicted model, not a curated record. Gene Ontology annotation, biological process: Rho protein signal transduction; cell adhesion. The transcript is spliced from 19 exons. Gene Ontology annotation, molecular function: actin filament binding. Lineage: Eukaryota; Metazoa; Chordata; Aves; Tinamiformes; Tinamidae.
GCUUUUCAUUGUGUUGUUGCGUUGAUUCGCACCCUCCUCUCCUCUGAAGAUAACUACCCUUAUCAAUCAUAAGGAUAAACCAAAGCGUUCAGACAAGACUCUGCAAGCAAUUCAGCGGGUGGGUCAAGCAGUUAACUUGGCAGUUGCAAGGUUUGUAACUGUGGGCGAAGCCAUAGCUGAUGAAAAUCAUGAAUUGAAAGAGGAAAUGAAUGUUGCUUGCAUCGAGGCAAAGAGAGCAGGUGAAACUAUUGCUCAGCUUACAGAUGUAGCAAGCUUGUAUCAUCCAGAAUCUGAUAGCCACAUAACAAUUUUUACAGACAAAACAGGCAUUGUUAAAGCUGCAAGGUUGCUACUCUCUUCUGUGACAAAGGUGCUUGUGUUAGCGGACCGAAUCGUUAUUAAGCAGAUUAUAACUUCCAGAAACAAGGUUAUUGCAACAAUGGAACAACUAGAGAAAGUCAGUACUUUCCAGGAGUUUGUGCAAAUAUUCAGCCAGUUUGGAAAUGAAAUGGUGGAGUUUGCACAUUUAACUGGGGAUCGACAAAAUGAUUUGAAGGAUGAGAAGAAAAAGGCUAGAAUGGCAGCAUCCAGGGCUGUCCUUGAGAAAUGCACCAUGAUGCUCCUGACUGCUUCAAAGACUUGUCUGAGGCAUCCGGACUGUGAAUCCGCUCGUAUAAACAAGGACGGGGUAUUUCACCAGAUGAGACUAGCUUUGGAGCAGGUAAUAGAAAUUGUAACUGACUCUAGAGCGAAUGGAGAAACUGAAUUAGCUUCCAUCAGUAUAUAUUCUGGCAUCAAAGUAUUCAAGAAUAAAGUGGAGGGUCUUCGUGAGAAUCUUUAUUUUAUGUCAAAAGAAAACCUUUCAACAAUGCUGGAAGUUAUCCUGGAACACACAGAAGACUUUACAGAUUCUGCCUACACCAGUCAUGAGCACAGAGAACACAUUUUGGAGCUCUCUAAACAGGCUAAAAUGGAACUAGAGCAGCUGCUUUCCGUGUGGAUGCAAGCUCAAAACCAAAAGACAAAGGAUCUCAUGGAAGACUUGGAAUUAGCCAUUUUAAAAAUGUGCCAGUGCAUGAAUGAACUUAAAAGAGAGCUUCACAGUGCAGCGACAUCCUUGGCAGCAGAUCUCCUAAAAUACCAUACAGAUCAUAUGGUUCUGAAAGCCUUAAAAAUAACGGGAGUAGAGGGAAAUCUGGAAGCUAUAGCGGAAUAUACUUGUAAGCUGGCCGAGCAGAAAGAACAACUUGUUGAGAUGUGUCGUUUGUUGAGGCAUGUUUCUGGAACAGAGCCCCUUGAGAUUACUUGCAUACAUGCAGAAGAUACCUUUCAGGUCACUGGCCCACAGAUAAUUUCUGCUGCAGAAACAUUGGCAUUGCAUCCCUCCAGCAAGAUUGCAAAAGAAAAUCUUGAGGUGUUUUGUGAGGCUUGGGAGUCUCAACUGAGUGACAUGUCCACAUUGUUAAGAGAAAUCAAUGAUGUGUUUGAAGGAAGAAGAGGAGAGAAGCGUGUCUACCUCUCCCUGCCCAGACCAGGGAAGCAUAACACAAAUCUGAAAGCAUUAAAGCCAGUCAAAUUAGACACUGAGGAACAAGCCAAAAUUGCAAAACUUGGAUUAGAACUGCAUCUGCUAACAUGUGAAGUAGAUUCCGAGACAGAGAAAUGGGAGGAUCAGGAGAAUAGAUUGGUGCAACACGUACAAGGCAUGUCAAGUAUGGCCUACUCCAUGUACUUAUUUACCAGAGGAGAAGGCCUGCUGAAAACUACCCAGGACUUAUUUCAUCAAGCAGAGAUUUUCGCUACAGAGGGCACAAAACUUGCUUCAGCUUUUCAUGGCGUUUCUGAUCAGCUACAUGACGAUGGGAAACGGCUGCUUCUGUUGGAGAGUGAGAAACUGGUCCCCAUGUGCCAGCAGCUUCAGAUCACAGCAAGAACCUCUGCCCAGGGUAAAAGUGCCACAUUUACUAAGGUUGAUGCAUGCAUUCAGAGAACAAGGAACGUGAUGACUCUGUUAUGCCAACUGCUUCCACUUUGCUGCAGAUUACUGAGAAAGAACAGAUUGGGAAACACCUGUCUUAAACCUGCUCCACCGUGGAAAGAGAACAGAGCACAAACUAGUACAAAUGCGCGGGGCACAGAAAGGACAGAGAUGCUUGGCCUCAAGUCUUUAGAAAAUCAUGUAACAAAUAAGACAAUUUUAGAGCAAGGAAUUACAGCACUAAAAAUGUAGGGGCUCCAUUUGAAAGUAACACUUUUUGAAGUUAUGAUAUUGCUUUCAUUUGUGGAAAGUCCAAACUGGAUUAAAAUGAUAGACUUUUGUCACAGUUGAUAUACAUCAUGUUACUUAACAGAUUGACUAGUGUAAUUGAUAGCUAUUUUUAUAAUGUGAAUGGUCCCUAUUGAUACUAGUUUUGUAUAUAAUGCUUAUGAAUGUUUAAUGGAUCUUUCAAUGCAAAGAUGCUGCUAACAGACAUUUUACAUAAAGAACCUCGUGCUGAAUAUACUAUAUGGAACACUACUGUUGAAGUUUGUAAACUUACCUCUGGCCUAUUUUUAUCUAUCUAUUUGAUAAAACGGGACCAGAAAAAUAAUCUGAAAGCCAUAGCCUAAAGCACUGAAUGUUUCUUAGCUAAGAGUUUUACCUGCAGUGAAAUAGUCUAGGAAAAAAAAAAAUCAGCAUCUGCAAUGUUGAGUUUUAGUCUCACUGACAUAACUCCUGUUCCCCAAAGUAUAUUUGCAAAUAAUUGCUACUCUCAAUUUAAAACUUUUUUUCCUUAUGCCAUUAUUAGUUUUAGAUCUUUUUGAUUAGAACUUAUUGAGCGCUGUUUGAAUUGUCUGUAGAAUUACUUGGGUAUUAUGUAGACUAUUUCAUUU